Messenger RNA from Amphibalanus amphitrite, 2828 nucleotides. RefSeq names its product acid-sensing ion channel 1B-like. Gene Ontology annotation, biological process: sodium ion transmembrane transport. Lineage: Eukaryota; Metazoa; Arthropoda; Thecostraca; Balanomorpha; Balanidae. Bases 427 to 1908 code for a protein of 493 amino acids. The record is from RefSeq and is a predicted model, not a curated record. The transcript is spliced from 12 exons. Gene Ontology annotation, cellular component: membrane. Gene Ontology annotation, molecular function: ligand-gated sodium channel activity.
CUAUAUGGACCAAUAGAUUGUGGUUUUCAAGCUCAACGGAGCCCAUGUGAACAUGUUAGCAAGCCCGGUGGCGUUACUUUGGCAAUAACCCAGUCCAGAUAAUUCUUCCAUCAAAGCAUCUCUUCCACAUCUCGAUCCUGCGAACGGAGGAAAUCAAGCUGUUGACACCUGAACAAGGUAAAGGAAAGAAAACUUUCUGUAUGUGUGAAGAGAAAGAAAGGAGGUGCAAAAUGGCGAGCCGCCACUGCAAAGUGCCAUUUGAAGCCUUUGAUCUCUGCUUGGUGUUCCGAGAAGAAGCUGCAGCUCUAGGGUGCCCUCUGUAUCGCAGUGUGAUGUGUCUGUUAUCUGAGUAACGUCACUCGAUCUCUGAGAGUGACGUCACCUGAUCUCUGAGAGUGACGUCACCCGACCUCUGAGUGGCGACCGAUGGCCGGCGCUGACGUCAUAUUUGAUCGCGAGUCCAACAAGUGGCGUCGGAUCAGCUGGAGUGUUUUGCUGAUUGUCUGCAUAACGCUGUUAGCAGCUCAGGUGGUGGAGCGUGUACGCCAUUUUAUGAAAGAGCCGAUCUCGGUAGAAGUCAAAGUUCACCGAAAUAGUACCCUCAAGUUCCCGGCUGUGACCAUCUGUAACAAGAACUGGUUCAACCUGACGCGGGCCCGUAGACUGCUCGCAGACGUGUUUCCCGGCAACAACUGCAGUGACGAAGACAUUCUGCGAGACGACAUCAACGCCGGCUCCGGCUGCACUGUAUCAGAUGCCAUUGGUCGCCGACUGCCCCCCGAGCAGGGUGGGAAGUUUCUGGACACCGCAGAUGUCUGGCGCAGGGCAUCUCACAACUUCUCCGAGCUCAUACAACAGUGUUAUUUUGGUCGUAACGUCACCUGCGAGCGGGCCGGCGAAUGGAGCGAAAUCGUCACCGAAAUGGGCAUCUGCCAGACCUUUCAGACCAACGAGCCUGUGAAAACCAGCGGUCAUUUCAACCACCUUUAUCUCGUGCUCAAUGACAAACAGAAGAAGUUCAAAAAUGAAGAAGGUUUUCGUGUGCUGAUCCACGACCCCGGCGAUGACCCGCGCCUGAUGGUCCGCACUCACGGCAGCUCCAUCAUCCAGAGGCACGGGCGUGACGUGCGCAUGGUACUCAAAGAGUUCAAGGCGAUUCCGAGCCGGGAAUACUUUUGUCGCUCCGAGGACGACGGGUACUCGCACAUAGGCUGCGAGGCCGACUGUUUCAACACGAUACUAUAUCGGGAGGCUGGCUGUCUGCUGCCGUUCAUGAACCACACUCCAGGUUUGCCCAGCAGCGCCAUCUGCAAUACCACCGAGCACUACCGCAGCGCCAUCUGGCACAAGCAGAGCCUGCUGCACAGUGGCGGAUGGAACGCCCAGGACAACUGCACAUGCGAGCGAAAAUGUCACGAGUUCGAGUUCCUGCUGUUUGCCGAGACCGGGGAGAUUGUCGACUCCAGGGCUCGGCUCAGGGUCUUCUAUCAGGACCUAUACUACGAGAACGUGCAGGAGUCUCUGGCCUACCCUGUGAUACCGCUGCUCUGCGACCUCGGGGGCGCUCUGGGGCUGAUGCUCGGCGCCUCGCUGCUCACAUUUUUCGAGAUCGUCGAGGCCGUCGGCAUGCACGCCUUUAGGCUGUAUCGCUGCGGCGGCAAACAGGACUCAGUUGCCAUCACGGGCGCGGAGGAGGAGGCGCCCUCGUUCAGCAGUCACUUUCGGCACAGCCGCCGCUCCGCCGGAGGACGUCGCUCUCGCUCGAGGAGAUGCAGCUCCGGCUCGGGCCUCGAGGCCGAUUUUUUCGGGGUGUGUCACGAUCUGGAUCAUCUGGAUGGGGCGCGGCGGGAUCACCGCGAUCACCUGCACGUUCCGGGUCACACGGUGGAGACGGGGCUGUUCCGGUGACUGGGUAGAGGACAGAGGGGCCGACAGAGAUAAGGAGAGCGGCCAGGACAGGGUGGACACAGAGGGAGAGAGGCGCUGGGAGAGGCAAUGAGUAUGCGGUGGUUGGAGAGUGGUGCAUGGGAUUGAAAACAGAGGAAAACUUUGGCUGGGUGCAAGUUCAGUGGGAUCCUCGACAGUGGCCAUUGAUGUCCAGAUGUGAGAUGAUGGUUCGUUUCCGAACCAAGUGGACGUUGCAACGAAGAGCAUGCAGUUUCAAUGAUAACGCCGAAAUAAAAAUAGCGUUAGAUACAUACGCGGCUGAAUAUACGUGAGGAUACUAACUAGAAAAAUGUGAUGUGUUUUUCGACCCCUUGCUGCGAAUGGUCGGAUUAUUGAGUUGAAUAAUAAUCGAGUUAGCUUGUCGGUGCGCAGCCAAGGCAAUAGAAACUCAGGCCUACCUGCGUUUUGUUGUAGGCGACUUAUUGUGCUAUUUAUCUGUCGAACUGAAUGCUAUUAUUGCUCGCAACAGUAAACGCUGUUAUAUAAUGUAAGUUAUAGCUAACAGAAGAAACCUAACUAUAUGCCUAUAUGCCUAUGUAUCAAAACGAUAAGCGGCGGUUUAUCAUUCUUCCGCAAGUGUUUUAGCUUACUUGAUGGAAUAACUAAAAUCACUUUUAGAAUCAUCUGUAAUUCUGGGGCUUGUUAUAGAGAUGCCGAUAAAAAUGGAGCCAGGAAGUCAAUGUAAUGAUCGGUUUAUUGUUUUGACCUUCCCCGGGAUAUUAGUUCUCAUCCACCCCGUCGUGGGCUGUAUAGUGUACACCUUGUCUUUUACAUCUCACUUUAGACGACUUUGCUCGAUGCUGAUGACCAUUGACCUAGGUAUGAAAAUGAUGUUGCGUCAGUCAAUGCCAUGUGACAUUACAAUAAAUAAUGUUAUAUAA